This is a messenger RNA of Diatraea saccharalis (sugarcane borer), 966 nucleotides long. NCBI's taxonomy places the organism in Eukaryota, Metazoa, Arthropoda, Insecta, Lepidoptera, Crambidae. The record is from the annotation of a GenBank genome assembly.
AUGCGCGCGGAGGUCAGAGAUUCGUUAUGGGCUCAGGGCGGUCGAGAGCACGGUGUACCGAUACUGAUAUCGGAGCUGGAGGCGGGCGGUCCAGCUGCACUCACCGGCGAACUAUACGUCGGUGACGCUAUAUUAGCCAUUAACGAUGUAGAUUUAACACAGGCAUGCCAUAAAGAAGCUGUGCAGGCGUUGCAAAGUGUAAAGGGUGACUGCGCUCUCUGUGUGCAGUUUAUAGCGACAGAUGAUGACGAUCGUCUUUCGGAAGAUAAUUAUAGGUUUCCGUUAUAUCCUGAGGACGGUGAAGUGUACGGCGUGGAACCGGAUGGGUCUGGAGCUACUCCGACUGCACCUCGGACUCCAGACUAUAAUAACCGGCCUGGUUCAGAAGUGGGUUCUGCGGCCUCGGUGGGCUCAGCGGGCUCGGAAAGUGGCGGUUACCCAGAUUACAACUCUAUUAAUAAUAAUCUCGCCAUACUCGAUAUGGACGACGACAAUAUCAAGAUAGAGGCCCGACUAGAGCUGCCGAUUGGAGGACGUCAGGUGACGUCCGACGAGUCACAGUCGACGCCGGUGCACGCGCGCCGACCAAACACCAAGAAGAAGCGGAAACCACAGGACUGGCGUACGAAGGGAGCGUACCGAGCCGUGGAGGACGCGCCCUCCUCAGAUGAACAUAUCGCACGACCACCCACGCCUGAUACAGCAAUGGAAUCUCCGUCGUUAGUGACGCCGGAUGCGAGAGAAUCUCCGCCCGAGCCCGCGCCGUCCCUGUUACAAUUAGAACCCAAACAAAUUAGAACCAACGGUGAGGUCAAACUGAUACGGAGAGAGAGCCAAGGGUUCAGGAUAGGGUCAGCUCGUAGAGUGACAGCGGCGGCGCCCGUCACUAACGGCGAUGCGGAGCGCGGCAAGUUCCCGUGCCUACUCGCAGGCGACGGAGAUCCAGACUUUGGCACUCCUGUCUGA